AUGUCUAAACGAGUUCUCGUGAUUCUCACCAGUGCCGAUCGGUAUUAUAAGCCGAGAAUCAAGAGGGAGACAGGAUGGUACUCGGUCGAGCUCAGCCAUCCGUGGAACAAGAUGGAGGGGCGAGUUGAGCUGGAGGUCGCAUCGCCAAAGGGCGGCGUCGCCCCGCUAGACCCCUACUCCCUGGGCAGCGCCUACGACGCCGAGUCCCAGCACUUCCUCAAGAACAAGCGGUCGAUCUGGGAGAACACGCAGCCGAUCCGAAACUACCUCGGCCGCGCCAAGGAGUUCGCCGCCGUCUUCUACGCCGGCGGGCAGGGCCCCAUGAUGGACCUGGUUGGCGACGGCGACUCGAUCAAGCUCAUCAACGAGUUUUACGCGGCGGGCAAUAUCGUCGCCGCCGUCUGCCACGGGCCCAUCGCGUUUGUGCACGCAGAGACCCCCGAGGGCCGCCCGCUGGUCGAGGGUCGUCGCGUCACCGGCUACACGAACGCGGAGGAGACCCGAGACGCGACAGACAAGUACCUGUCGUUCCUGCUCGAGACGGAGUUCGUCGCUCUGGGCGCCAAGUUCAUUGCUGCCCGGCCGUCAUCCACCAACGUCGUGGUUGACGGGCAGCUGAUUACGGGUCAGAACCCCGAGUCGGCUGGGGCUGUCGGCGAGGCCAUCUGCGAGGCCCUCGGCGUAUAA
Molecule: messenger RNA, 687 nt
Organism: Purpureocillium lilacinum
Lineage: Eukaryota; Fungi; Ascomycota; Sordariomycetes; Hypocreales; Ophiocordycipitaceae
Cellular component (GO): cytoplasm
Molecular function (GO): glyoxalase III activity
Source: RefSeq, a predicted model, not a curated record